AUUUUCUGAUUAUUAUCCCUCCUUGGGUAUACAACUAAAGAGUAAAAAAAGGCAAACGCUAGGUAGGGUCUAAUGAUUUGCGACAUGAACCCAAUCCUGGGUCUGCGGCUCCCUGUCUUCCCUCUCGAAACAUCAAAAUUGGUUGUAACACUCACAUACGGGCACUUGAGCAAGGAUCUGGGCUGGCUAAUACUAUUCACGCAAUAUCGGCCUUUUAGAAGUUUUUUUUCAGUCCCUGUAGGACGCAAAACGAGUUGAUCCAGAAACGCGUAUCAACCAGCGUAUCCCCCAUGCUGUCCAAAAAAGAGUGACAGAUGGGUACAAGCUUCGCCCUUCUGCUGUACGUGGACAAGGCACACCUCGCUAUUCACGAUGUACACAACGGCAGUCUUGUCGGCGCAGAUCACAUCGGCCAGCGGGGACGUAUCGGGCCCAACUGAUUCACGGCGGCAGCCUAUCGAGCGCAUGUGCAUACGCGUAGGAAGAUGGAUUAACUUGGAUGCCUCGGGAUAUUU
Pyricularia oryzae 70-15 is the source of this 515-nucleotide messenger RNA. RefSeq lists its product as uncharacterized. NCBI's taxonomy places the organism in Eukaryota, Fungi, Ascomycota, Sordariomycetes, Magnaporthales, Pyriculariaceae. The transcript has a single exon. The record is from RefSeq and is a predicted model, not a curated record. The coding region runs from base 73 to 258 and encodes 61 amino acids.